GCCGAUAACCAUUGAAACUCUGAAGCUCGAUGCUGCAAAAGGCGUAGUUCAAGACACGAGAGCUUUGAAGGUUUGGUGCGGAUUAAUGACUGGCUCAGAUAAGGGGGACCGAAUAGCAGCGCAUGUACAGGAACGCUUGUGUGAGGCACAGAACUUUGGGCCCGCUGCUGCGUCGCACAAGGAACCAAGGGGACCAGGCCGCGGGAGUGAGAGAGACAUUGAGGCAAUGAUUUGGAGCAACAAAAAACGCGUCGAAAUGAUUUUGCAUUUAGAGAGAUUCUGAGCGUACCCAGAGCGUUUCGCAGUCACUUGUUUGAAGUGAGUUAGUUUUGUUACCUUGUCAAGUGCAGUGUCGAUUUAUACACACCUUUGGCAAGCAAUUUCACAACAACACUUGGAAGAAUGACCAGUUCACUUUUAUUGCUGACUGAGGGGUGUGUACUGAGAUGAUUAUAAAGUUAGUUCUCAUGAGACAAAAAUCUGCCACGAAGCAAUGUGGAGUGAGUACAUUUCAAAUGAUUUUUCAUGAAAAAAUGUAAACCAGACUUUCAUAGGAAUGCUGAGAAACACAACUCUUAUUUCGUGACAUACCUAUGAAUAUGGAAAUACAUGAGCUGCACGUUUUGCCUGAGGGUGAGCUGUUGCUCAUGUACCGGAGAGAGUGUGAAAUGCUGCAGCAGUGCACGGGUAAGUUAGACAGAUAUACAAGUGCACAAAAACAGGACUAAAUCUGUUUGGAAGUCCGCAAGAAAACUAAUAUCCGAAUGUGAAAGAGGAGCAGAGACACCGCGUUCUGCGUUCACACAGGGUCAUCGAACGCGGCAAUGCAAACAGAAAAGAUCAGCAGAAAGCAACGAGAAAUGUUAAUUCAUAUCAAUUCCUGGCUGAUGGACAGAAGCACGCGUAGUCUUGAUGAGCUGAGAGCCCAGUUUCUAUCCCAGGGGGAUUCCUAUGGGGUUGUGAACAUUUCCGUGUAAUCACAGGGACAGAUCAACUUUUCUUCACCAUUCUGUUCUAAAGGGUUAAGCUGAGCUGUGGAUGUGAUGUAUUUCGAUCAGUGUGUAUUUUUGAAGACACCAGCUUGUAGGUGAGCAGGUCAGUCCUGUGCGCAAGCUCCUGUGAAAAACUGGCGAAGGAAUCGGCGGAGCACGGAGCCCGGAUCUGCCGUUGCAAGGGGGGCUGGAGAUGGGAGCAGCCGGAGCCCUGGAAAUCUUGCCCGGGUUUUGUGUGGAAGCUGCAGCCAGAAGGGACGGCUAACUGCGGGCACGAGGUAUGAAACGGCCGCUGAGUCCUGAGCAGAUAACUGAAGAUGUUACGAUGAAAUCAGUCGAAUUUUGCGCUUACACUGGUGGGAAGAUAUUAAGUAAUGACUACUUGGACUAUCAGUUGAACAUAACGAAAAGAAAAAUAGGACUAGCGUUGUGUGAAGUGUGUAAUAUUCAGCUGAAUUCUGCAGAACAAGCUGAGGUUCACUAUAAUGGGAGGUCUCACUUGAAAAGGAUGAAACAAGCCAAUAGUCACAUUCCCAUUAAUUCAGCAACUGGUACCAUUGUUACAAGCACCAGUACAGGAAGUACAUGCCAUGCCAGCACACUUCCUGCUUUUGUGCGGGCACCUACCCUGAUGAUGCAGCCUUCGCUUGAUAUUAAAUCAUUUAUGCCCUUUCCAAUGGAUACUGGCUCAGCUGUUGGACUCUUCCCGAAUUUUAACACAAUGGAUCCUGUGCAGAAAGCAGUCAUCAAUCACACAUUUGGAGUUUCAGCUCCUCCUAAAAAGAAGCAAAUUAUUUCAUGCAAUGUCUGCCAGCUCCGAUUUAAUUCAGAGAGCCAAGCCGAGGCACACUACAAAGGCAGUAAACAUGCCAAGAAGCUCAAAGCACUGGAGGCCACGAAAAAUAAGCAGAAAACUGCUCCUAUCAACGACAGCACAAAGGCUAUCACGUCCUCCACCACAACCACUGCAAUCACUCCCAACAGCUCUGAAAAAACAGAUGCAGUCAGGCUGGAAUUCAACAGUGUAACUGUGAAUAACGUAUUGAUACAUACGAAUGUAGGUACUGAGCUGCCCAAACCCACUUCGCUUAUUGGAGGGACUGGAAAUCUGAAUGCACAUUCAACAAAAACAGUGAUAUCGAUGGAAGCAGUAAAUGUUGAAGGCGCUGCAACCACAUCCACUGAGUCAGAGGAAGAAAAAGCAAAAAAACUUCUCUACUGUUCUCUAUGCAAAGUAGCUGUGAAUUCAUUGUCACAGCUGGAAGCACACAACACAGGUUCCAAGCACAAAACAAUGGUUGAAGCUCGAAUUGGUGCUGGUCCUAUUAAAUCGUAUCCCAGACCAGGAUCAAAAGCUAAACUUCAAAAUGGUACAAAGGGUUCAGGAUUGCAAAACAAGACGUUUCAUUGCGAAAUCUGUGACGUUCAUGUCAACUCAGAAAUCCAACUCAAACAGCAUAUUUCCAGCAGGAGGCACAAGGACAGAGUAGCAGGAAAGCCACUGAAACCUAAAUAUAGUCCCUAUAACAAACUGCAACGCAACUCAAGUAUUUUGGCAGCAAAGAUAGCAUUUCAAAAGGAUUUAAUAAAACCAUUGGCACCUGGUUUUCUAUCAAAUCCUUUUGCUGCUGCAGCUAUGACCUCUCCACUGCCUCUCCACCCACGUCCAGCUACCUCGCUGUUCCAGACCACUGCAUUAACUCCUGCCCUUUUGAGGCCUGCACCUGGACCCAUUCGUGCAUCACCUGGCUCAAUUCUCUUUGCACCUUAUUGAUUCCUUCCUUUCAUGGGACAACAUGAGGCCAGUAGAGACAGGAAAGCAGGCGACAUUUUUUUCUUUGUUUGUCCAUGCUGUGAGGUGAACAGACUGAUACCUGGUCAUAGGAUCUUCCAUGGACAGUUGGAUCUCAGUGCUGGAAUUAUGAGAUUUUUAAUUAAUUUACAAACACCAGGUUGUGAUUUACAAGGGAACUUUUAUAGGGAUUUUGCCCUUAAAAUAUAUAGUUAUUUUUAUUGGGAGUGAGUCUGUCCACUGAUGGAAUCCAUCGACAGAUCAAGAGCAAAUAAUUAAUUCCUGUUGCUGCAGACUUGAAAUCGAGAGUCUUCCUAAUUAACAGAGGUAUACAACAUGUUUGUUGAUGUAAAUGGACAUCUCCUGGUACAUAAUGUAAUGCAUUAUGUAGUAAAUUGUGAAUAACAUAUGAACAACUGAUUCUGUAUUUAAAACAAUGUUGUGCAGUCAGGGAUUGUGAAAUGCUGUUACAGACCUGAGUGCAAUACUGUUGUAACUUGUGUAGUGAUAGAAUUGUUUCAGGUCUAAUUUAAAAUUCUAAUAGUAAUUUAUGUUUAAUUGCAGUGUAGGUGCUUGCAGACAUUUACAAAACAUUCUGUGAACAUUUUCUGUUACUUAUUUUUUCAACAGAGUAAAGUACCCAGUAAGUUCAUAAAAUGCAGAUAGUACUGGCUUAUGAUCCAUGAUUCAUGCAUUGAUGUUUUCAUUUUUGCUCUGUGCUAAACCUGUUUUAAUUUUUUGGUAGCAUUUUGCCAGUUUUGCUGCUAAAUAAUGUGAAAGAUGCAUUUGAAGUAUCAGCUCAGUGUGUUGCACAAUUUAUGAUGAUCCUCUUGCAGAACUUUUUAAAGAAAUAUUUAGGUCUUUUUAUUUUACACAUCCUAUGAUUUCUUCAAUUAUCAUGUUUAGCAAUCAUGCUGCUACAUUAAUUUGUAGCAAUAAUGCAAUAAUGUACAGAAAAUAAAUAAUUUUAGAGAAUAUAUAAUUUUAGGCUUUACUGAACGUGUUGCAAUACCAUUUGCCUUGAAAAUAAAGGCUAACGAGAUAUGCAGUGCAUAAAACAAAAACUUGGUGUUUGUAUUUUUCAGUACCCAGUAUACAUUAUAGCAAUUAACUCUGGGUAAUCCCCAUCAAGUACACCUUAUGAAAUGUCCAGUGUUUAAUA
Molecule: messenger RNA, 3946 nt
Organism: Stegostoma tigrinum
Lineage: Eukaryota; Metazoa; Chordata; Chondrichthyes; Orectolobiformes; Stegostomatidae
Gene: znf385b
Product: zinc finger protein 385B
Exons: 9
Coding region: 1273-2766 (497 amino acids)
Cellular component (GO): nucleus
Molecular function (GO): nucleic acid binding; zinc ion binding
Source: RefSeq, a predicted model, not a curated record